UGACAUUUCCAAGUUGUAUACGUGUAUACGUGUGAAUUUCUCAAGUUUAGUUAUUUGACGUGGUUGCUCAAUUCAUUUCCAUUUGCUACAGGCCGCACUAAAAAUCUCCAAGGGUUUUGUAAGGUCUAAAACACUGCCGUGCUUCCCAGCCUACCUGACGUAGCUGUGCCAAUAUGCGUCCUGAAAUCAAGUCUUUCCACCGAAAACAGUUGCCAGCUUUUUCGCUGUUGCUGUUAUCGCUUAUGUUAUUUGGACUCACCUCUGCUCAACGGGUUGCUCCAGGAGUUCCUCCACAACACUAUCAACAAGUUCCGGUGCAGCAUAAUCAGCAACCACAAUAUCAACAACAACAGCAGCAACAAAUACACCAUGCGCCAAACGUAAAUCCCCAGCAAUAUCAACAGCAAGUGCAAUAUCAGCAGGCGCCCGUGCAACAGCAACAGCAACAGCAAUAUCAACAACAACAACAACAGCCGCAAUAUCAACAACAGGCACAACCACAACAACAGCAACAAUUCCAACAACCGCCACCACAACAGGUACAACAACAUGCACAACAUGCACCACAUGGACAUCAUGGACAACAGCAAGUGUUAAAUGCUGCCAACAUUCAAGAUGAAAGAGCUCACAUUCAGGAGCACAUGCAGGUUCCAAUUGAUACGAGCAAAAUGUCUGAGGCAGAAUUGCAAUUUCACUACUUCAAAAUGCAUGAUUCUGACAACAACAACAAAUUGGACGGUUGUGAACUCAUAAAAUCUCUUAUUCACUGGCAUGAGCAAGGAAGCAAGGAGCAACCGCACAACGAGCAGACGCCACAUGUUGAAGAGAAAAUCUUCUCCGAUGAAGAGUUGGUGGCGUUAAUCGAUCCUAUUUUGCAAAUGGAUGAUACGUCACGCGAUGGUUAUAUUGACUAUCCGGAAUUUAUAAAAGCACAACAAAAGGCUGUGGCAGCAUCACAACAGAAACAACAACAACAACAACAGCAGCAGCAACAACAACAGCAGCCACAAACUGGAAAAUAAGAGUUGCAAUUACAUAGUUUUCUUAUUGUUUGUUGUUACUUUAUUCCCUCUACUUAAGGAUUCUUAGGAUUCCAUGACAGAUUUUUUUUUGGCACAAAAAUGUGAUUUGAAAUUGUUUGCAAUUUUUUUCGUUUAUUUUUUAAUUUUUUAAUUUCGAAUGUCGUCAUUCCAAGUAAAAGGCAACUUUACCAUUAGAUUUAGCUGUGCGCGCGAACAAAUUUUAUAUUUAGCAAAUUAAUUUGGCGUUUUUUCUCGAUUUUUUUUUAUUUGAAAACCUAAUUUAUUUAAUUAUCUUAGAUAAAUUUAUUUGUAUGUAGGUAUUAUAGAAAUGUGCUCAUUAAACCAACAUAUAAAUGUGAAUAAAGUUAGAUUUUCUACAACAAUUUAAAUUAAAUACAAAUUCAACGAAACAAAAGGAAUGACAUAAAACUAAAAAAAAAAAUUAUGUGCUUAAACCUUAAAUCCAAAAUAAUAGAACUACAUGGUAGAAAACUGACUGAUUGUGGUACAAUUUCGCAAGAGAACUAAUAAAAAAUUUAUUAAAAUAAAAAAA
Molecule: messenger RNA, 1575 nt
Organism: Zeugodacus cucurbitae (melon fly)
Lineage: Eukaryota; Metazoa; Arthropoda; Insecta; Diptera; Tephritidae
Product: nuclear transcription factor Y subunit beta
Exons: 5
Coding region: 174-1022 (282 amino acids)
Molecular function (GO): calcium ion binding
Source: RefSeq, a predicted model, not a curated record